Paramecium pentaurelia is the source of this 1240-nucleotide messenger RNA. The record is from the annotation of a GenBank genome assembly. Lineage: Eukaryota; Ciliophora; Oligohymenophorea; Peniculida; Parameciidae.
AUGAGAAAAUCUGGGGCAUUUUAAGAUAUAACUUAGCUAUAAAUACAAAUGGGUUUGUUAUAAUAAGAAGUUAAUAAAUUGACACUUGAAAAUAAUGGUCUAAAAUAAUAAUUGAUUUCUUUAUAAAAAUAACUCUCCUUAACUAAAUAAUCAGAAGAUGUAUUGUAAUAGAAAAUUAUAGAAUAUGAAAAAUUAUUAUAAGAGCAAAAUCUUUAAUAUCAAUAAACACUUGUUUAAGUCUCUGAGAUUCCAAAUCAAUUACAAUAAUAAGUGUAAUCAUUAUUAGAGGAGAAAGAUAAAUUGUUAAGUGAGUUUAAGGAAUAAACAUGGAUUUAUAAAAAGACUAUUAAUAAUUAUGAAUCCUUAACAGCUUAAGUGUAGAUAUUAUUUUCAGACAAAAAAUAAAAAUCACCAGUUAUUCUAGGACUUAUGGAACAAUUAAUGUCACAAUAAUAUAAAAUUAAAAAUUGGAAAUAAAAUCCAUAAAUUCAAUAUGAAAUAUAAGAGUUUGAAAUACUUGAAAUAAAAAUUGGAAAACAUAUGAAUAAGAUAUUAGAUAAAAAAUUGUACUUUUUAGCACAUGAAGGAUUAUAGGUUGAUAGCAUAGGAAAAAUUUAAGCUUAAAUCUCACUCCAACCAAAUGUUGAAGGUGAUCUUCAAGUUGGAUAUAUUAUAGAAAUAUUGAAUGCUGAUGAUCAAUCUUUGAAAUCCAAAUUUUUACUUAGGAGAGAACCUAAAUAAUAAAAAUUAUCUUAAGGAUAUCAAAAAAAGUAAGAAGCAAUUUAAUAAUCUAUGAAUAAUAUGCUUUGUUAAGCUUUGUUUGAUAGAUUCAGAAAAAGGUAAUCAGGUUAUGAAGAAUUCGAUGUAUAUGGAAUAUAAAGACAAUUUAUUUUGAAGCCUUCAAGUAAUAUUUGUUGAAUAUUAGAUUUAAAACUAUUUUAUUAUUGUGAAAUGAUUGAAGAAGGAGAAUUCUAAAAAUUUAAUGGAGGAAAUAUUCAACCUUUAAUUAAUUCUGAUUUAGAAGAUUUUAUUAAUUUUUACACAUUUGAUUCUUUUUAAGACAUCAAAGAAGAAUUAGUAGUAAGUCACAUGUAAAGAUUUGGAGUUUAUUUUCAUGAUAUGAUAGUUUCUACAUUAAUAGGAGUAUACUCUUAUUAUGAUUAAGGUAAAUAAGAGGUUACAUAAACAAUAAAGAAUUUAGAAAGGGCCCUUGGAUAUACAUCACAAACUAUUAAAUGAA